Penicillium bovifimosum is the source of this 1611-nucleotide messenger RNA. RefSeq names its product putative MFS maltose transporter. Gene Ontology annotation, biological process: transmembrane transport; carbohydrate transport. Lineage: Eukaryota; Fungi; Ascomycota; Eurotiomycetes; Eurotiales; Aspergillaceae. The transcript is spliced from 4 exons. Gene Ontology annotation, cellular component: membrane. Bases 1 to 1611 code for a protein of 536 amino acids. Gene Ontology annotation, molecular function: carbohydrate:proton symporter activity. The record is from RefSeq and is a predicted model, not a curated record.
AUGGAUAGCGGCACCACAGAGAAGCAGACCUCAGCGUCGGAGGUCGAGGCGCAGCCCACCUCCAUGGGUGGACCUAUUCACGAUGAGAAGGUCGACUACGACAGAGCGGGCGCCAUUGAGGCCGAGGCGACCGAACAUAAUAUGACUGUGCUCCAGGCUGUCAAGGCCUAUCCCGCCGCCAGCUGGUGGGCAUUCGUGAUGUCAUGCACCAUUAUCAUGGAGUCAUACUGUGUUUUCUUAAUGGGACAGUUCAUAGCGACACCGAAAUUUGCCGAAGACUUCGGUGUAUACACCGCAAAAACAGAUGAGUGGAUUAUCGAAGCUCAAUGGCAGUCAGCAUUCCAGUGUAGCGGGCCAAUCGGUGCCUUCAUCGGUGUAUUCGUCGCAGGUCCCAUUACCAGUUGGAUUGGAUAUCGAUGGGCAACCAUUGGCGGUCUCAUGUUCUUGAACGCCUUCAUCUUCAUCUUCUAUUUUGGCAACAGCCAGGGGAUGUUUUUUGCGUCCCAGAUUCUGGAAGGCAUCCCGUGGGGCAUUUUUAUCGCUAAUGCACCCGCCUACUGUGCCGAAAUUGUACCAAUGAGAUUGAGAGCUCCAGCGACGCAGAUGUUGCAGAUGUUCUGGGCAAUUGGGUCGAUUAUAGUCGGCGGUAUCACUUACCACUACCAAUCCAAGAAUGACUCGUCAGCGUACAGAGUUCCCAUUGCACUCCAGUGGAUGUUUCCUACUCCCCUCGCUAUCCUACUCUUCAUUGCGCCUGAAUCGCCCUGGUGGCUCGUACGAAAGGGCCGGCUGGCUGAGGCAGAGAAGGCUAUCAAACGCCUUGGACGCGCAAGUGCUACUGAUAAUCCCGCUGAUGCAGUCGCAAUGAUGCGUCGCACGAUUGAACUCGAGAAGACUGAGAAGAAGCCCAGUCUGGUUGAACUGUGGAAAGGUACCGAUCUCUACCGCACAUUGAUCGUGUGCGGUGUGUACGCAUCUCAGAAUCUAACGGGCAAUCUAAUUGCCAACCAAGCGGUUUACUUUUUCAAACAGGCCGGCAUGGCAUCCAAUACUGCAUUUGCACUUGGUCUCAUCACUUCUGCCCUCCAGUGGAUCAUGGUCAUGCUCUCUUGGAUCCUCACCACAUACCUUGGCCGACGCACCAUCUAUGUCUAUGGUCAAUUGAUCAACUGUACAUUUUUGGUCGCGCUCGGUAUUGCGGCUUCGGUUGGCGCCAGUACGGCGGCUAGCAAUGCGCAGGCAUCACUUGGCUUGAUUGUAUCCGUGCUGUUCUGCCUGGGACCCGCCCCUGCCUCAUGGGUCAUCAUCGGCGAGACAUCUUCCGUUCGCCUCAGACCACUGACAACCGGUGUUGGACGAGGUGCCUACUAUGUGGUUAAUAUUCCUUGCAUCUUCCUUUCCAGCUACAUGCUCAACACUGAUAAGUGGGACCUGGGCGGCAAGAGCGGCUACAUCUGGGCUGGUACCGCCUUUAUCUGCACCGCCAUGUCUUGGUACUGGAUCCCAGAGAUGAAGAAUAGAUCCUUCCGUGAGAUCGACAUUCUGUUCCGGCGUCGUGUCCAGGCUCGGAAAUGGAAGCGGACGGUCGUCGAUAUCCACGAUGAUGAGUAG